Paramecium tetraurelia is the source of this 1524-nucleotide messenger RNA. RefSeq lists its product as uncharacterized. The transcript has 2 exons. NCBI's taxonomy places the organism in Eukaryota, Ciliophora, Oligohymenophorea, Peniculida, Parameciidae. The record is from RefSeq and is a predicted model, not a curated record.
AUGGAAAAAAAUUAAAGUUUAAUUAAUAAAGUAUCACCAUUUGCUUCGAUAAGUGAGGGAUAAAAGUAUAUAAUCACUAAAAAUCUACCUUAAUUGAUUUAGAUAGUCUUGAAGGAUGCUGCUGAGUUUCAAUCAACUCAAAUAUAGAAAUUAAAGGCUCUGCAAUAAUUGAAGAUGAUCUGUUGCAUAGGUGACAUUGGAGAAUAUCUAACUCAAGUAUUUAAGUUGUUGGCCAAGAUUUAUAUGAAUGACGAUAAAUAUUAUUUGAAUGAAUGUAGAUAAAUAUGUUAUGUGAUUGGAUUAAAGGUACAAAUUGAUUAUUAUUUGCCAACAUUGAUAAACUAGGCGAGAUUCGAAUUGUAGGCUCAAUAAUCGAAAACAUUAUGCAAUCUGAUCAAUAUUAUAAGUGAGACGAUAGUGCAUGAGAAUGACAAUCUUGAUCUUCAGAGUUUGGUUCAUUUGAUUGGAGAUAUUGAGAGUGUCUAUUCUGAUUGUUGGGAAGUGAUGGAAUGCAUUUAUUACUUGGAAAAUCGAAUAAUAAGUUAAUCCUAACAGGAAUUACCAAUUUAUGUGAGACAAUUGUUCUAAGCACUUUUAACGAUCAGAUCAUUUAAUAAGUUGGAUUGUGAACCGUUGCUUCAUUCAUUGUCAACGAAGUGCGGAUACACAAGUGUAACUGAUUUGCAUGCAAAUGAAAUAAGUUUGAUUCUAGAACAAAUAGUAAAUUAAGAGCAUUUUAAGACUUGGAAACACAACACUAGAGAAUUCUUAAAAUUUAAGGCAAUCGUAACAGGAUGUGGAGAUGGAAUAUCUAAAUACAUGCAAUAGAUAAUAUAGAUAAUGAAAUACUCUUUGGGUGGUGACUAGGAAGUUGAAUUGCGUUUGGAAGUGCUUUUGUUAUUGGACAAAGUAGUAUAGAUAGAGUCAAUCAAAGACAGCAUAAGAAUGUAUGCAGCAGUAAUGAUUUCCUAAUUGUUAAUACAAUCAAUGGUUUGGAAAGCCAAUAAACCAACGGUGAAGGUGAGAAAGGCAGCUGUAAUAAUAACUCUGUAUUUGAGUGAGAUGCUGAGUUAGGAGGAAAUAUUGGAGUUGUUCCCAGCAUUGGCAGCUCCCUUGAAAUCAUGUAUGACUGAUGAUUGGGCACCUGAUUUGAGAUUUGCAUCAAGCAAAUUGGCUACAAGUUUAAUAAAGAAGUGUUAGAUUUUAAAUUAUGAAAUCAUAAGAGAUUUCUAUCCUUCUUUAUUGGAGAGAUUGGAUGACUCAUAAAAUCAAAUCAGAAUAGAGAUUACUUUUGCAAUUGCAGCAAUAAUGUAGUAGAAGUACGAUUCAACGACGAUAUUGGAAUACAUUGUAAAGGCGACAUUGAUUCAUUUGGACGAUUCAAGUGAAGAAGUGCAGAGGGCUGUUUUCGAGUGUCUUUUGAGAUGUCCAGAGAAAGGAGUUGUGUUGAAGGAGGCAGAAUUGGCAGUGAAGAAUUUCAAAUAUCCACGAUUGUGUUAGGAGUUGAUUAAAUUGGUGAGUUGA